This is a messenger RNA of Colossoma macropomum (tambaqui), 5877 nucleotides long. It is a transcript of the gene scn5lab, whose product is annotated as sodium channel, voltage gated, type V-like, alpha b. Gene Ontology annotation, molecular function: protein binding; voltage-gated sodium channel activity. Gene Ontology annotation, cellular component: voltage-gated sodium channel complex; axon; plasma membrane. Bases 1 to 5877 code for a protein of 1958 amino acids. The transcript is spliced from 26 exons. Lineage: Eukaryota; Metazoa; Chordata; Actinopteri; Characiformes; Serrasalmidae. Gene Ontology annotation, biological process: sodium ion transmembrane transport; membrane depolarization during action potential; neuronal action potential. The record is from RefSeq and is a predicted model, not a curated record.
AUGGCAGCCAUGCUGUUUCCACCGGGUCCCGACAGCUUGCACCGGUUCACUCGUGAAUCCCUGGCUGGCAUCGAGCAGCGGAUCACCGAAGAGCAGGCCCGGAAUGCCAGGGCGUACCAGGAAGACCUGGGCGACGUGGAGCUGCCCAAGCCCCGUGCUGACCUGGAGGCAGGCAAGCAGCUGCCCCGCAUUUUCGGAGACAUUCCAUCAGGACUGGUGGGGGUGCCACUGGAGGAUAUCGACCCAUUCUACUUCCAAAACCAGAGGACUUUUAUAGUACUAAACAAAGGGAAGGCCAUCUUCCGAUUUAGUGCCACAUCUGCACUCUAUAUUUUUAGCCCUUUUCAUCCUAUUAGAAGAGCGUCGAUAAGGAUUUUAGUACACUCAUUAUUCAGUCUGUUCAUUAUGUGCACUAUUUUGACCAACUGUUGCUUCAUGGCCAUGUCUGAACCAGCGCAGUGGGCCAAGUAUGUCGAGUACACUUUCACGGGGAUUUACACGUUUGAGUCAUUAAUAAAAAUUCUGGCGAGGGGAUUCUGCAUCGGACCAUUCACCUUCCUGAGGGAUCCAUGGAACUGGCUGGAUUUCAGUGUGAUUGUAAUGGCAUAUGUUACUGAGUUUGUGGACCUGGGCAAUGUCUCAGCGUUACGGACCUUCAGAGUCCUACGAGCACUGAAAACUAUCUCGGUCAUCCCAGGCUUGAAGACUAUUGUGGGCGCCCUGAUUCAGUCGGUAAAGAAGCUGGCAGAUGUCAUGAUCCUGACUGUGUUCUGUCUGAGUGUGUUCGCUCUUAUCGGCCUGCAGCUCUUUAUGGGUAACCUGCGUCAGAAAUGCGUGCGCAGUCCGGCCCACUGCAUCAACAACACCAUCCCCUCUCUUCUCUACAGCAACAGCACUUUCAUCUGCAAUAAUAAAACCUGGUCGUCGAUGGAGGAGUUCUUCACGGAUGAAGAUAACUUCUACAAAGUGGAAGGAGCUAAGGAUGCCUUAAUAUGUGGAAAUGCAAGCGAUGCUGGGAAAUGUCCAGAUGGUUUUGAAUGUAUGAAGAUAGGACGCAAUCCAAACUAUGGCUACACUAGCUUUGACACCUUCGGCUGGGCUUUUCUCUCACUCUUCAGGCUCAUGACACAAGAUUAUUGGGAAAACCUCUACCAUCAGACUCUGCGGUCUGCGGGGAAGACAUACAUGGUGUUCUUCGUGGUGGUGAUCUUCCUGGGCUCAUUCUAUCUGGUGAAUUUGAUCCUGGCGGUUGUGGCCAUGGCCUACGAGGAGCAGAACCAGGCUACUAUCGCUGAGGCAUGGCAGAAAGAAAAAGAGUUUCAGCUGGCCAUGGAACAGCUAAAAAAAGAGCAGCAAAAAGCUCAGGAAACUGAGUCAGUGUUGGUUCCUGACCUGUCUCCCUCGGCUGCACAAGACGACAAAGAGCACAAGGGCAGGAAGAAAAGCCUGAGGCCUCUUUCAGAGGAGGCAGAGAACGAUAGCGACGAGAAAACACCAAAGCUAGAUACCAUGGAGGGAGUAAAGCAAACACAUGCUCUGCUGGUGCGCACUCUGUCUUCGCGGACCAGACGAGGAAGCCAGGUCAGUAUCUUCAAUUUCCGGCCGCGGAAUAAGGAUUCAGAAGCUGAUGCUGACGACGAGUUCAGCAUUUACGGGGAUUCGGACAGUCGGGCUGGCUCUCUCGUCCUUCCCUGGAACAGGCGACGGACUAGUGCUCAAAGCACAGGCAGCCACGGCUCCCAGGUCUUCUUCCCCAGCCUCAAUAUCAAUGGGAAGCUGUUUGUGGCCAUGGAUCAGAACGGCAUCUCAGGCCCUGGACCGCUGAGCCCUCUCCCAUUACCCACAUGCACCAUGGAGAAGGUCAAAGAAGAAAGUGGACCAAACUCACUGAACGAACUGAGCAGCAUGCUCCUCCCCCAGAUGUCCCAGGAGGGCCGAGACAGGGCGCUAAGUGCUGCUAGCUACCUCACUGACGCCAUGGAGGAGUUGGAGGAAGCCCAGCAGAAAUGUCAUCCCUGCUGGUACGCCUUUGCCCACAAGUACUUGGUGUGGACAUGCUCCCCUGGCUGGCUAAAGCUCAAAGAGUGGGUCAAGUUCAUGGUGAUGGAUCCCUUUCUGGACCUGGCUAUCACCAUAUGCAUCGUUCUCAACACGCUCUUCAUGGCUCUGGAGCAUUACCCCAUGACAGACGAGUUCAACAGGAUGCUGUCCGUGGGCAACCUGGUCUUCACAGGAAUCUUCACAGCAGAGAUGGUCCUCAAGAUCAUUGCACUGGACCCGUACUAUUACUUCCAACAGGGAUGGAACAUCUUUGACAGCUUUAUUGUUUGUCUCAGCUUGAUGGAGCUCGGCCUUUCUAACGUGGAAGGCCUUUCCGUCCUGCGUUCCUUUAGACUGCUGAGAGUCUUCAAGCUGGCUAAGUCGUGGCCCACCCUGAACACACUGAUCAAGAUCAUUGGGAACUCUGUGGGUGCCUUAGGAAACCUCACUCUGGUUCUGGCCAUCAUCGUCUUCAUAUUCGCUGUGGUGGGCAUGCAGCUGUUCGGCAAGAAUUAUGAGCAGUGUGUGUGCAAGAUCUCCAAGGAUUGUACGCUGCCCCGGUGGCACAUGAAGGACUUCUUCCACUCCUUCCUCAUUGUGUUCCGGGUGCUGUGUGGAGAAUGGAUCGAGACCAUGUGGGAUUGUAUGGAAGUGGCUGGACAGCCGCUCUGCAUCCUGGUCUUCAUGCUGGUCAUGGUGAUCGGGAAUCUGGUGGUGCUGAACCUCUUCCUGGCUCUGCUGCUCAGCUCUUUCAGCGCUGACAAUCUCUCUGCACCUGACGAGGAUGGCGAGAUGAAUAAUCUGCAGAUCGCCAUCGCUCGCAUCCAGAGAGGCAUAGGCUGGCUGCGCCGGGCCCUCUGCGACUUCUUCAACGGCAACUUCAAGCGCCGGCGGCAGAAGGCCAAGGAGGCCAAGGCCAUGCUGAAGCUGAAGCGGCUCAGUCAGCAGGCCCAGCGUGCUGAGGGCAACGGCACGGCCGGAGUCAUCGCCCGCACCGGAGACAAGUGUACCACCACUGACGACAGCUACAUGACCAACCCAAACCUCACCAUCAGUGUACCCAUAGCGCCCGGUGAGUCGGACGUGGAGUUCCCAGAGGAGGAAGAUGAUGAAGAUGAAGCUAGUGAAAGCUCCGAUGAGGAGGAGGAGGAGGAAGCGGAAACCAAACCGGUGAGACGACUGCACAAUGAUCCUAGUGAUGACAUCAGCCUAUCAGAGGGCAGCACAGUUGACCUGAGGAAGACUGGAGAAGAGGAAGAUGAAUACUCGGAGAUGGCCGAGGAGGACAUGGAUCCCGACAAUUGCUUUCCUGAUGUGUGCGUCCGACAUUUCCAGUGCUGCGAAAUCAACACUAAUGAGGGGCUGGGCAAGGUAUGGUGGCGGCUGAGGAAGACCUGCUUUCAGAUAGUGGAGCACAGCUGGUUCGAAACCUUCAUCAUCUUUAUGAUCCUGCUCAGCAGUGGUGCUCUGGCUUUUGAAGACAUUUACAUUGAACAAAGAAAAGUGAUCAAAAUUGUGCUUGAGUAUGCGGACAAGAUUUUCACCUACAUCUUCAUCUUGGAAAUGAUACUGAAGUGGAUUGCUUACGGCUUUAAGAAGUACUUCACCAACUACUGGUGCUGGCUAGACUUUCUAAUCGUUGAUGUGUCUUUAGUAAGCCUCGUAGCCAACACACUAGGCUACUCUGACUUCGCUGCCAUCAAAACACUUAGGACCCUCAGGGCUCUCAGGCCUCUAAGAGCUCUAUCCAGAUUUGAAGGCAUGAGGGUGGUGGUGAACGCUCUGAUCGGGGCCAUCCCCUCCAUCAUGAACGUCCUGCUCGUCUGUCUCAUCUUCUGGCUCAUCUUCAGCAUCAUGGGAGUGAACCUGUUCGCCGGAAAAUUCGGCCGCUGCAUCAACCGCACAGGCUUCAUCUACAACUCCUCGCACGUUAACAACAAGACGGAGUGCCUGGCGAUGAACGACUCUCAGUACUACUGGACAAAAGUAAAAGUGAACUUUGACAACGUGGGCGCAGGCUACCUUGCACUGCUUCAAGUGGCUACGUUUAAAGGCUGGAUGGAAAUCAUGUACGCAGCAGUGGAUUCAAGAGCUGUGGAGGAGCAGCCAGUUAAGGAGAUCAACCUAUAUAUGUACCUGUAUUUUGUUAUUUUCAUCAUCUUUGGGUCAUUCUUCACCCUAAACUUGUUCAUUGGUGUGAUCAUUGACAACUUCAACCAACAGAAACGAAAGAUAAGUGGGCAGGACAUCUUCAUGACUGAAGAACAGAAAAAGUAUUACAAUGCCAUGAAGAAGCUCGGAUCUAAAAAACCUCAGAAGCCUAUUCCUAGGCCUUUGAACUCAGUGCAAGGAUUCUUCUUUGACUUGGUGUCAAAACAAGCCUUCGACAUCAUGAUCAUGCUGCUUAUCCUCCUCAACAUGGUGACCAUGAUGGUGGAGACAGAUGAACAGUCCCCUCGCAUGGAGUCCAUCCUGUACAACAUCAACCUGGCCUUCAUUGUCAUCUUCACCACUGAGUGCAUCAUCAAGCUCAUCGCCCUCCGCUGCUAUUUCUUCACCAUCAGCUGGAACAUCUUUGACUUUGUGGUGGUCAUCCUUUCCAUUGUGGGUAUUGUCCUUGCGGAUAUCAUUGAGAAAUACUUUGUGUCACCCACUCUUUUCCGAGUGAUCCGGCUGGCCAGAAUAGGACGCAUCCUCCGCCUCAUUCGGGGAGCUAAAGGAAUCAGAACGUUACUCUUUGCCUUAAUGAUGUCUUUACCUGCACUGUUCAACAUAGGUCUCCUACUGUUCUUGGUCAUGUUCAUCUACGCCAUUUUUGGCAUGGCAAACUUUGCCUAUGUGAAGAAACAAGGUGGAAUCGAUGACAUGUUCAACUUCGAGACGUUUGGCAACAGCAUGAUCUGCCUCUUCCAGAUAACGACAUCAGCUGGCUGGGACAGUCUGCUCAGUCCCAUUCUGAACAACUCACCUGAGGAGUGUGACCCCAACAUCCCACACACUGGCACAAAUGCUCGGGGCAACUGUGGGAACCCAUCGGUGGGCAUCACCUUCUUUGUAACUUACAUCAUCAUUUCCUUUCUCAUAGUCGUGAACAUGUACAUAGCCAUUAUCCUGGAGAACUUCAGCGUGGCCACAGAGGAGAGCACCGAGCCGCUAAGCGAGGAUGAUUUCGAGAUGUUCUAUGAGGUCUGGGAGAAGUUUGACCCUGAGGCCACGCAGUUCAUUGAGUACGCCAAGCUUUCGGAUUUUGCUGAUACGCUGUCGGAGCCUCUGCGGAUCGCCAAGCCCAACAAAAUCAAGCUGAUUUCCAUGGACCUGCCCAUGGUGAGCGGUGACAAGAUUCAUUGCCUGGACAUCUUGUUUGCCUUCACCAAGCGCGUGCUGGGCGAGUCAGGGGAAAUGGACGCUCUUAAGCAGCAGAUGGAGGAGAAGUUCAUGAUGGCGAACCCAUCCAAAAUCUCCUAUGAACCCAUCACCACAACACUACGGCGCAAGCAGGAGGAGGUUUCGGCCGUGGUUAUACAGAGGGCCUUCAGAAGGCAUCUAGUGCGGAGGCAGCUGAAGCAAGCCUCGUUUCUGUAUCGCCAGAUCAACUUAGAGGGAGCUGCCAAAGUGGACGACAGUCCACCAGAGAAGGAAGGACUCAUAGCCUCCCUGAUGAAGGAGAAUUAUGGACCCGAGGCAGAGGACCUGUCCUCCACCUCCUCGCCGCCGUCUUACGACAGCGUGACGAGAGCUACUAGUGAAAUUUUCCAAACUCUAAUAGCCGAGCCCAGGAAUAGUGACCUGAGCAAACCUUAUCCUGAACCUGACAGAGACCGUGAGACAUUUCUGUAA